This is a messenger RNA of Peromyscus leucopus (white-footed mouse), 2831 nucleotides long. RefSeq names its product mitochondrial calcium uptake family member 3 (gene Micu3). Lineage: Eukaryota; Metazoa; Chordata; Mammalia; Rodentia; Cricetidae. The record is from RefSeq and is a predicted model, not a curated record. Gene Ontology annotation, cellular component: uniplex complex. Gene Ontology annotation, molecular function: calcium ion binding. Gene Ontology annotation, biological process: mitochondrial calcium ion homeostasis; calcium import into the mitochondrion.
ACCGCCCCUCCCGCUCCCGCUCCGGCUCCCGCUCCCCCUCCCCUGGGCUCCGGCCGCAGCUCCCGGCUAUGGCUGCGCUCCGGAGGCUCCUGUGGCCGCCUCCUCGGCUGUCGCCGACUCUCGCCCCCCAGCAGCCCUUCCUGUCGCCGUGGGGGCGGCCUGCGGGGACGGCUCCGGGGCUGUCGGGCCGGCCUUUCUCCUGCCGGGAGGACGACGACGACGAGGCGGCCGUGGCGGAGGCGGCGUGGAGGCGGCGGCGCUGGGGGGAGCUGAGCAUCGCGGCGGCGGCGGGCGGGGGGCUGGUCGGCCUCGUGUGCUACCAGCUGUAUGGGGACCCCCCCAGAGCAGACCCCUCGGAGUCAGCGGCCCCGGAACCUGAGGACCCGCCCCGGGCCAGGGGGCUGCUGCAUCCGGUGGCUGCGGCUAAGGAGACCGUUGCUACUGGCAGAGCUGUUACUGAAGAUUUGGACCUCUAUGCUACAUCUCGAGAGAGACGAUUUCGUUUAUUUGCAUCUAUAGAAUGUGAAGGACAGUUAUUCAUGACUCCAUAUGAUUUUAUUUUGGCUGUUACAACAGAUGAGCCCAAAUUUGCUAAAACGUGGAAGUCACUUUCUAAACAGGAAUUAAGUCAGAUGCUCUCAGAAACACCACCAGUUUGGAAGGGAUCAUCAAAGCUCUUUCGAAAUCUUAAAGAAAGAGGUGUGAUUUCUUACACCGAAUAUCUUUUUCUUUUAUGUAUUUUAACAAAACCUCAUGCAGGUUUUAGAAUAGCUUUCAACAUGUUUGACACUGAUGGAAAUGAGAUGGUGGAUAAAAAAGAAUUUUUGGUGCUUCAGGAAAUAUUCAGGAAAAAAAAUGAAAAGAGAGAAACUAAAGGAGAUGAAGAGAAGCGUGCAUUGCUGCGUCUUCAACUUUAUGGAUACCAUUCUCCUACUAAUAGUGUACUUAAAACAGAUACUGAGGAACUCGUCUCCAGAAGCUACUGGGAUACCCUGAGACGUAACACAAGCCAAGCGCUCUUUUCAGACCUCGCAGAGCGUGCUGACGACAUCACAAGCUUAGUAGCAGACACUACACUUCUGGUACACUUUUUUGGAAAGAAAGGAAAAGCCGAGCUCAACUUUGAAGAUUUUUAUAGAUUUAUGGAUAACCUACAAACAGAAGUUCUAGAAAUAGAAUUUCUUUCCUACUCUAAUGGAAUGAAUACUAUCAGUGAAGAAGAUUUUGCCCAUAUUCUUCUACGGUACACUAAUGUGGAAAAUACAUCAGUGUUUUUGGAAAAUGUGCGCUACAGUAUACCUGAAGAAAAGGGCAUCACAUUUGAUGAGUUCAGGUCAUUUUUCCAAUUUCUGAACAACUUAGAAGACUUUGCAAUAGCCCUCAAUAUGUAUAAUUUUGCAAGCCGUUCUAUAGGACAAGAUGAAUUUAAACGUGCUGUCUAUGUAGCUACUGGACUGAAACUUUCCCCACAUUUGGUCAACACCGUCUUCAAGAUUUUUGAUGUUGACAAAGAUGACCAGUUAAGUUACAAAGAAUUUAUUGGAAUUAUGAAAGACAGACUCCAUAGAGGAUUCCGGGGUUAUAAAACAGUCCAGAAGUAUCCAACCUUCAAAUCCUGCCUGAAAAAAGAACUUCACAGCAGAUAAAUCCUCCUAAAACAAAGACUGAAGGAUUAUGAUCUGUGUGACAAGGCAAGAAGCAAGUUUCAGAGUGUGGAUCCAAGUGUGAAGUCAGAGCAUGCAGAAAAUAAAGGGAAAGUGAAAUACUAUGAAAUUACUUUUUUUCCUUAAGCUGAGUUUGUCAAUGUGAAACAGAAGAGAACUGAACCUUCUAAUUACAAGGUUUAACCCUGGGUUUGAUCCCUAGCGCCACCAAGAGAACACUUACUGCAGAUGCUGAAUAUGAUCAGUUGACCUUUCACCUUGACUGAUGAAAGUCUGAACUUUUUCAUUCCCUUCACAAGUACAUGGGUAGUCCCAGUAACUGAGAAUGUAUUAAAUGUCUAUUUAUUUAUUAGAAAUGUCUUUAUUUCAAAAGAAUUUAUGAAUGAUAGAAUAUAGAUAGCUUAAAAACAGAAACACAUUUUCUUCUGGUUUGGACUGUGAACCUGUUUUCAGGCAAUGAAUAUUGCUUCUGACUUGUCUUAGGGCCCUUAGACUUGUUCGUAAGUCGCUGUUAUUUACCUUAUAUUUAAUUACACUGAAGUAAUUUCAGAAAACAAGUGAAAAUUUACUACAUAAUAUGAUGGUUUACAUUGUACUUUCAACUUUUAAAAGUACUUAUGUAAUAUACAUUGUUGGAUUUGUGUAAAUUUUUGUUUGUUUUGCUCUUCUUUGUGUGUUUUGUUUUAUUUCUGUACCAAAGUCAACAGGAUUUCAGGUAUUUUAUUUAAAAAACAAUUUAGAUUUUUUUUUUUUUGAAGGGUAGUGAUCACAUGCUGAUGCUAGAAAGCCAGGACAGUGGUAGUAGUUAGUAAUUACCAUGGGGUAAACGUGGUGCUGCUCCUAAUUGCAAGUAGAAUAUAUGGAAAUAAUAUUAGUAAUAUACUGGAUAUUAUUAACAUAUGUCUAUAGCAUCAAAACUAAUAUAAAUGAUUUAGAAGAUUGAUGUACAUUUAAUAGGUAGAAGAUAAUCUUUUGUUUCUUGCAAAAGGACCACAUGCAAAAUUGAUCCAAACAGCCAGUAGUGAUGAAUCAUUUAUAUAUAACUCAUUAUGUUGAAAUAAUAUGUCUUAAAAGGGAAAAUAAAACUUUCUAUUGAAAAAAAAACCCACUUGAGAAACUGGCCAAGACAGUUACUACUCAAGGCCUGCCUGGGCUGUAACACAAGCU